AUGGACAUACAAAAUUUUAUCCGAUUCCUAUUAAUUAGAAUAUUUCUCGCUCUUCUUAUACUAUCAAUUAUUAUGAAAGUUAUGAAAGAGAAAUUUAUCACAUGGUUGUAUGGCCAGAAUUCUGAUUCAGGCAUGUCUGUCCUAACAAGAGGAUAUAUGCUGUCUGAAAUGCUGACAACAAAACUUUACAAUAAUUCAGUGAUAACCAGUUUUCAGCCGUCGACAAGUAACAUGUAUGGCGAUCCAAUACAGAUAACUGUGUCAAGCAUUAAAUCUACUAAGUGUUGUGUACUGCGCGAUAUUGCCUUAUCGUCGUUUCACACUGCUCUUAUUGGUGAUCAUAAUGCUCUUAAAGAGUAUAUUGUGUGUAAUGCUGCUGAAAAAUAUGCCCUAAAACCUGGCAGUCAAGAGAUAUCUGUAUCUGCAGGUGUCCAAUUGUCUUCUGAUAAUUUGAAACGUAACACCUACUCACUUGUUAUCGGUCUUGUAUCUGGUGCUUCAGAUUCAUCAGUUGAAGAAAUAGACAUAUCAUGCUACAUUAUUCAUGUGAAGAUACGAAAAGAAGAAAAUGUGGAUACAAGUAUCAUGUAUACAUUUUGGAAAACUAAUUGGAAUCGUUUAUUAAUACCACAGAUUCUAUUUGAUGCUGGUCAAGAUGCUAAUAAUAAUACGGAAGAACAAACAACAACCCCCCUGCCUGUGAAGACAACUGAUAACUUGGUGGUGGUAGACAACGGUGAUAAAGACGACCACAAAACAUGGAGACCGUGUUGUUUUAUAUGCCUCUCCUCCUCGGAUAGUACAUCCAAUGUUCUACGUGUUCUCCUUCCAUGUCGUCAUGCAGCUGUCUGUCAUGAUUGUUUCCAAUCCCUUCACAAUUCAGCUAUGUCUUCAGCGCCUCAUCAUCUUAUCGGAUUAUUGACUUGUCCACUUUGUAGAACACCGAUUAAUUCAACACUGUUAUUACCAGUGGAAUUAACAGAUUGUACGCCGACCACGACAGGGAAUUUCGGUGAUGAUGAUGUAGCCACUGCCACUUCUACUCCUAGUACCAGCAGUGACAGCGACAUCGGUGGUGUGAGAAACCGUCAUCAUGAAAUUCUCUCCUACUAA
Trichobilharzia regenti is the source of this 1113-nucleotide messenger RNA. NCBI's taxonomy places the organism in Eukaryota, Metazoa, Platyhelminthes, Trematoda, Strigeidida, Schistosomatidae. The record is from the annotation of a GenBank genome assembly.